GGCCAUGGAGCGGGCGGCCCCCUCAGCCGCCUACCGGAUGUGCCUCCUCAUGGCGGCCCUGGCGACGGGGGCGGAGGCAUUACAGUGUUUCUGCCACCUCUGUACAAAAGACAACUUUACGUGUGUAACAGACGGACUCUGCUUCGCCUCAAUAACCGAGACGGCAGACAAAGUUAUUCACAAUAGCAUGUGCAUCGCAGAAAAGGAUCUGAUUCCCCGAGACAGGCCGUUUGUGUGUGCACCCUCCGCUAAGGAUGGGAUAGUGACCAAACCGUAUUGCUGUGACACAGAUCACUGCAACAAGAUAGAGCUGCCCACCACAGGCCCUCCUCGCGAGAAGCUGUCUCCUAGCUUAGGUCCGGUGGAGUUGGCCGCCGUCAUCGCCGGACCCGUCUGCUUCGUCUGCAUUUCCCUCAUGCUCAUCUUGUACAUCUGUCACAAUCGGCCCGCCAUCCACAUCCGGGUUCCAAACGAAGAAGACCCCUCCUUAGAUCGCCCUUUCAUCUCCGAGGGCACCACGUUGAAAGACUUAAUUUACGACAUGACCACGUCGGGAUCGGGGUCAGGUUUACCCUUACUCGUUCAAAGGACAAUUGCAAGGACCAUCGUGUUGCAAGAAAGCAUAGGGAAAGGUCGCUUCGGAGAAGUCUGGCGAGGAAAAUGGCGAGGAGAAGAAGUUGCUGUGAAAAUAUUUUCCUCGAGAGAAGAACGGUCCUGGUUCCGCGAGGCAGAGAUUUAUCAGACGGUGAUGUUGCGUCAUGAAAACAUUCUGGGAUUCAUCGCAGCUGACAAUAAAGACAAUGGUACGUGGACUCAGCUCUGGUUGGUGUCUGAUUAUCAUGAACAUGGAUCCCUUUUUGAUUAUUUAAACAGAUAUACCGUCACCGUGGAAGGAAUGAUCAAGUUAGCUCUGUCCACCGCCAGUGGACUGGCACAUCUUCACAUGGAGAUUGUCGGUACCCAAGGAAAGCCAGCUAUUGCCCACAGAGAUUUGAAAUCCAAAAACAUCUUAGUCAAGAAGAACGGGACAUGCUGCAUUGCCGACUUGGGAUUGGCAGUAAGACACGAUUCAGCCACAGAUACAAUCGAUAUUGCCCCGAACCACCGAGUGGGAACUAAAAGGUACAUGGCCCCUGAAGUUCUAGAUGAUUCCAUAAAUAUGAAACACUUUGAAUCAUUCAAACGAGCUGACAUCUAUGCAAUGGGAUUAGUGUUCUGGGAAAUAGCUCGGCGCUGUUCAGUUGGUGGAAUUCAUGAAGACUACCAGUUGCCCUACCAUGACCUGGUACCUUCGGAUCCCUCGGUUGAAGAGAUGCGGAAGAUCGUUUGCGAACAGAAGCUUCGGCCCAAUAUCCCCAACCGGUGGCAGAGCGGCGAAGCCUUGCGCGUGAUGGCCAAAAUUAUGCGGGAGUGUUGGUACGCCAAUGGGGCCGCGAGGCUCACAGCUUUACGCAUUAAGAAAACUUUGUCACAGCUCAGCCAGCAGGAGGGCAUAAAAAUGUAAAUCCUCGGAUUCCAGCUGGCGAACAUUUUGCAGCUCCAGAGCGGUCCCGGGCUCUUUCCUCGGAAGGCCGAGGGAAGAGGAAGUUACUGCCAACUUUUGAAACUUCAAAAGAACGCCACUUGCCAACCCCGGGAUUUCUGCGGGCACAGCCGGCCGCUGGGUGGGUCCUUUCUGUGCACUAUGGACACCUCUUCCCCAGGACAAUUUACAGAACGGUGUAGAAUCUAGCUUUAUUUUUAUUAACAUGAAAUUUGUUUUUAAAAAUGUUUAUUGCUGGUCUUAACUUUAGUUAAUGGCUGAAAAUAUGAAGAUCCUCUUUUUAAGGUAGUUUAGCGGGUUCACUAAAUUAUACAGUGCAUUAUUGUUGUUCUUCAAGACGCGAUUUCCUCUCGGUGAGUUCAUUCUGAGUGUGCCGAUUCAGAGUUUGAAUGUGCUGCAGGAUAGACCUGUCUGGAUCUUAACCCAUCUUGAAAACUCUUAUCUUGAGUCUAAACAUUGACCUCAUGCAGUAGGGAGAACGUAAUUUAUGCAAUUAUAUUUUCUAUACUAUUAUUGUUCCUCCAUUGAUUUGAAACAUGACAUGCCUUCGAAAGAAUUACCACACCAGUAAGUGCCACUUUGUGUCUUUCUAAUGCAAAUUAGCGUAUAAGAAUCUCGUGGUUUCAACUUGAUAGCAGUUGAAUUCAACAGUCCUCUUAGUUGAAAGAAGGAAUUUGCACCUUUUCUCUCUCUCUCUUUUUUUUUUUUUUUGGCCUUCUCAGAAUUCCUUUCAAACCACCAAAAUGUGGAAACUAAGUAGCAUAUCCAUUCAGUCCGUGUUAUGGUCACAUGAUGAUAAUAAUAAGUACAUUGCACGAUUGAGUUUUAAUCACGAUGUCUAAUAAGAAGUAUAUUUUAUGCAGCGCGCUCUUUAAAUGCUCAGAGUAAGUUGUUAACCAUCGAAGUAGUAGUCUGAAAUGUAAGUUUUAGGGAGCCUGAUUCUUCUGGGGCCUCAAGUGAGUCCCCGGUAGCGGGUCAGCCCUGUUAUGGCCUGAAAAGAGUUAAGGCUCCUCCCAAGGUGCCACCUUCAGAUCGGGAAUCCCUGACAGCCUUGGAAAAAUCUUGGAACUACUGGCCGGAAGCAUCAAAUUUUUUUUUUUUCUGUUUGUCGGGGGGCGGGAGGAGGGGACAGAGAAGUGCGUCUUUUGCGCUCUCAUUCUCUGAGCGAAGAACAGUGUUACUUGGUGGGGGAGGUGGGCAGGCAGGGGUGCAUGGAACAUGAAUUAGAUCUAAAGUGGAAGUGAGUGUUAAGCCCCUUAGAAGGGUUGUUGUUGGUUGGUGCAUCUAGAACCCAGGCGUCGAAGUUCCCGGGCCACCCCCGUGUCCGAGGAACGUGGAUUGGCCGAACGGCAGCUCUCCGUCCGCCAGAAAACUACCGGCCGGGUCCAGCCCGGCGUGGGAUUUUGCAAAACUCGGUGCCCCCGAAGCAGAAACACAACCAGUCCCGAGGAAGGCGUCAAGUCACUCCUGGGCUUGGCCGUAGGCCGAGCCUCCAAAGUCAGUCUGGGGACACGGAGCAGGGAUUGUGUUGUACUAGCUCCGCUGUACUCUCCCAAGCGCUUAGUAGUAAUAAUAAUAAU
This is a messenger RNA of Tachyglossus aculeatus (Australian echidna), 3123 nucleotides long. RefSeq names its product transforming growth factor beta receptor 1 (gene TGFBR1). The transcript is spliced from 9 exons. NCBI's taxonomy places the organism in Eukaryota, Metazoa, Chordata, Mammalia, Monotremata, Tachyglossidae. Gene Ontology annotation, molecular function: activin receptor activity, type I; activin binding; SMAD binding. Gene Ontology annotation, biological process: activin receptor signaling pathway; transforming growth factor beta receptor signaling pathway; nervous system development. Gene Ontology annotation, cellular component: plasma membrane; activin receptor complex. The record is from RefSeq and is a predicted model, not a curated record. Bases 5 to 1504 code for a protein of 499 amino acids.